This is a messenger RNA of Iphiclides podalirius (scarce swallowtail), 1563 nucleotides long. NCBI's taxonomy places the organism in Eukaryota, Metazoa, Arthropoda, Insecta, Lepidoptera, Papilionidae. The record is from the annotation of a GenBank genome assembly.
AUGAAUACCAAAUCUGUUAGUGAAUUGGAGCUCACCGAAGCUGGAAGCCGAAAUGAGAAUGAGGUUACAAAUAAAUCUGAAGCAAAUAAAAAGAGUGAAGGGACAUCCGGACAUAGGCUGACCUAUUUGGAGAAAGUGAAAAACAUUUUCAAGUUCUUUACAGUGGAACCGUUUUUGCUUUGUUAUAUCAUGCCGAAUAUCAUAUCGUCAUUGGCCGUCCAGAAAUUGAACAUGGAGAAGGCGUGUCGUUCUGAUUUAAAUUUCACCGAGGAAAUUUGCGCUUUAGCCUUCAGCGGCGAUGCCCAGGAGGAUAACAUUACGACUGCAGCUUUAAAUGGUGCACAAAAACUGGUGGCCGACAUGACGGCGUGGAAGCAACCAUUGCAGAGUGGAAUUCCGGCCAUUGCAAUAUUAUUCGUCGGCGCCUGGAGCGAUAGGACUGGAAACAGGAAGGCUCUCAUGCUCGUUCCAAUCAUGGGCGAACUGAUAUCAGCGGUUGGUUUGCUCCUUACCACGUACUUCUUUCUCGAGUGGCCAUUAUGGGUGACGGCGUUAAUCGAAGCCCUACCAUCCGCUUUCACUGGUGGAUUGUCAAUUGCCUUAAUGGGGUCGUACAGCUACAUAGCGGAUGUGACUACUGUGGAAUCUCGGACAUUCCGAAUAGGUGUUGUGGCGGUCAUAGUGACUCUGGGAAUCCCUUUAGGUUCCUCUAUAAGUGGAGUGUUGACUGAGGCCGUCGGCUACUACGGCAUUUUCGGUAUAGGAACAUUGCUGUAUGUGUUCGCAUUUAUUCAAACCUAUUUUAGAGUUCAUGACGUGAAAAGAGUAGACAUUGAGGGAUCGUUUCUGGACAAACUAAUACAAUUUUUCCAUCCCAAACAUGCAUGGGAGACCAUUUCACUUCUUUUUCUUUCCAGUAAAAAACAGCUUAUUCAAAUCCUUCUUGUCAUUUGGGCACACAUUGUUAUCACUGGACCCGUUUAUGGUGAAGCCGGGGUGAUGUUUUUAUAUACUUUGAAGAAAUAUAACAUGACUGUGGUAGAAUUCAGCUUAUUUUCUACGUAUUCCAUUCUACUGGGCUUAGGAGGAACAACAAUAGCUGUUACGGUGUUUAGUAAAUGGCUUAAAAUACACGACGCAUUGAUAGGUGUAUUGGCUACAACUUGCAAAGUUACUGCGAGUUUCGUGUACUCGCUGGCACCUACAAAGUCAUGGUUCUAUAGUGGCCCAGCCUUUGAUUUAUUCGGAAAUUCAGGAACAACCGCCAUCAGGUCAUUGGGAACUAAAGUCGUCGAUCAAGAUAAAGUUGGUAAAAUGUGCUCAUUGAUUGGCUUUGUUGAGGCUAUCAUACCAGUGAUUUAUUCUCCACUCUACAGUAAAGUAUAUUCGCUGACCCUUGACACGUUCUCUGGUGCCUUUUAUCUGCUCGGAGGCUUUAUGACUAUGCCGGCAUUUUUCAUAUUCAUAUUCCUCUACUUUAUACAAAGACGGGAAGCACGUGAUCGAGUGCAAAACCCAGACGCAAAAGAAGAGCACGCCCAUGCUAAUCCGGUUUCAGUUCUU